AUGGCGGCAUCACAAGUUUUCUGUCUCCUUGCAUUCACUCUACCUCUACUCGCCGUUGUUUCCGGCCAUAACAUCACUCAAAUUCUGUCCGAAUCGCCUGAAUACUCCUCCUUCAACAGCUACCUUUCCCAAACAAAACUCUCCGACGAAAUCAACAGCCGCAAUACCAUAACCGUCCUUGUCCUCAACAAUGACACAAUGUCUUCCCUCGCCGGAAAACAUCCACUCUCUGUUAUCAAAACUGCUCUCAGCCUCCUCGUCCUCCUCGAUUACUACGAUCCCCUAAAGCUCCACAAGAUCUCUCAAGGCACCACUCUCACCACCACGCUUUACCAAACCACCGGUCGCGCCGCCGGAAACACAGGGUUUGUCAACGUCACCGAUCUCAAAGGAGGCAAGAUCGGCUUUGGCUCCGCCGCUCCUGGCUCCAAGCUCGACUCCAACUACACCAAAUCAGUUAAGCAAAUCCCUUACAACAUCUCCGUUCUUGAGAUCAACGCUCCGAUCAUCGCUCCUGGAAUCUUAACCGCACCAGCUCCCUCCAACAACAUGACCGCACUUCUCGAGAAAGCUGGUUGUAAAACCUUUGCGAGUAUGCUUGUCUCGAGCGGUGUGCUUAAAACCUACGAAUCCACCGUCGAAAAAGGCUUGACGGUUUUUGCACCGUCCGAUGAAGCUUUCAGAGAUGUACCAGAUCUGACAAAGCUCACACAAGCUGAGGUGGUCUCGCUCCUAGAGUAUCACGCCCUUGGUGAAUACAAACCUAAAGGCUCAUUAAAGAUUAACAAAAACGUAAUAUCCACGUUAGCCACUAACGGAGCCGGAAAAUACGAUUUAACGACGUCAACAUCCGGUGAUGACGUUUUUCUCCACACUGGGGUUGGUCCUUCGAGACUAGCUGACACGUUGGUCGAUGAGACACCCGUCGUUAUAUUCAAAGUGGAUAAAAUUCUCCUCCCCGCCGAGCUAUUCGGAAAAUCUCCAUCUCCGGCUCCGGCACUGGAACCUGUGAGCGCACCAACACCGAUUCCGGCUGAGCAUCCAUCUCCGGCUAAGUCUCCUCCUCCAGUGAUAGCACCUUUACCGGUAAAAUCUUCUCCGCCGGCACCUCCGACGGAAGUAGCUCCGUCAGACUCGCCAACAAGUUCAGAGAACAGCCAUGCAAAAAACGCCGCGUUUCAUGUGAACAGUCAUGCGUACUUCACCGCAUUGUUCACUCUUGCCGCUACAUCCCUAUUGCUAUAA
Molecule: messenger RNA, 1245 nt
Organism: Eruca vesicaria subsp. sativa (arugula)
Lineage: Eukaryota; Viridiplantae; Streptophyta; Magnoliopsida; Brassicales; Brassicaceae
Source: the annotation of a GenBank genome assembly